Rotaria socialis is the source of this 885-nucleotide messenger RNA. The record is from the annotation of a GenBank genome assembly. Lineage: Eukaryota; Metazoa; Rotifera; Eurotatoria; Philodinida; Philodinidae.
AUGGGAAGUCUCGGAGGACAUUUAGUUCCAGGUUCAAUAUUUAUCAUACUUGGUCUAUGGUGGAUGUACUCAUCAUGGCUGCGCUAUUUCAUAUGUCGUCAACGUCGACGGCCGUAUUAUACGUCAUCAGCAUUUCCAUGUCAUUGCUGUGGCCUACGCGUUGCUAAGUUACCGAUUGAAUCAUUUUUUGUUUUAUUCGGUACAACGUUGGGUAUACUCAUUGAACUCAUUGCUGGCUUUAAUCGUGUAGUAGAUCCUCAAACUGGCCAUGCAUCAAUUUUUUUCGGAGCAAAUAAUCUUCAACAUUUCGCUAUGUAUGGCAUGUUUUUCUUAGUUGGUUUAAUUCAAAUAUUAAUGCAUUACAAUUUUCCAUUACCAAAACAUUUCGAUAUUGUUGCUGGAACUUUAGCUUUCGCAGCCGAGGCGCUACUUUUCUAUUUUCAUGGUCAUGGUCGUGGUGAUGUAGAAAUUCUGAUACACAUUUUUCUUGUUUUAGCAAUAUGUGCUACAGUUGUAUGCGGUGUUUUCGAAUUAGUUCAAAAAGAAAAACAAGUUCAUGGAACAUUAAUGCGAGGAUAUUUUACUGUGAUGCAAGGUUCCUGGUUUUAUACAACUGGCUUUUUUCUUUAUAGUCCAUUUCAUGAACAUUAUGAAGAAAGCAAAGACACUGCUGCUCAUCGUACAACGAUGUUAAUUGCCUACUAUUUCGUGCUUCACAUGGCUGUUGUACUUUUCAUAUUACUCGCAUUAGCUAUUCUGGCCUACGCAGUCAGCAGACGUCAAAAACAAACAGUCGAUUUUGUUGAGUACGGACAAUUUUCCAUGGUCAAUGAUGAAGAUGAGGAAAUGGAGAAAUUAAAUGGCACAACAACAAUAAUAGAAUAA